AUGUGUCCACAUGGGCUGCGGUGUCUCGCACAAUGCUGGUUGGAGUGGAGUUUUUUUUGUUUGUCCUUCUUUUUUGGGGCGGAACAAAAAAAACAAACCGUGCCAGUGGGGAUGGGGAUUGGUCAAACGAUGCCCAGCAGAGCAACCGCAGGAGCGAUGCUCGCCGCCGAAGCAGCAGCGCUGCUGCGGGCGUCGGCAGAGGGCCUCGUCGGAGAGCUCCGGGGCGUCCACGCCGCCGGGCUCCGCUGCCUCCUGCUCGUGGAGGUCUACCUCGCGGGCGCGAUGCUGGCGUUCGCGACCGCGGCCGCCCUGGGACCCUCCCCAGUCGAGGUGGCGUGCGAGAGGGGCCAGCCCUGCGACUCCUCCAUGCAUGUCGACGUGCGCCUGGUGUGCUUCUUGCUCAUGUUCUUGGCGGGGGCCGUACUGAACUGCAAGGCGUUUCUUGGCGUGCCGCUUUUGUGA
This is a messenger RNA of Prorocentrum cordatum, 462 nucleotides long. NCBI's taxonomy places the organism in Eukaryota, Dinophyceae, Prorocentrales, Prorocentraceae. The record is from the annotation of a GenBank genome assembly.